CAGGUCAGGGCAGCUGUGAAGAAAUUGGAGGUGCCUUUGACUGAAGAAGAAAUACAGGCGGCUAUAGCGGCCAGAGAAGACAUCAUGAACAUGGAUGAGGAUUUACCCGCUGACGUUGAUCCAGAGGAGUAUCGUAAGGACAAACUAGCGGAUAUGAACGAAACACUCACAGACGUGCUGCAAGAACAGAAGGAGGCUUUCCUAGUUGUUUUCCAGCAAUUCAUUGUGGUGAUAGGCACGUACUUUGAGGAAAAGGGCUACAUAGAAGGCACUAACAUCUCGUCUGAUCCGUGGUGCACCGUAGUCUUGGGUCGGCUGUUGUCCUUCGGCAGGAGGUAUCAUCGAGAGAUUGCUGGGUUUCUGGUUACGCUGGAGUCUCUCGUCUUUACGUCCGACUGUAACUCGCAGAUUCUGGAGGUGUUCGCACAGUUCAAGGACAUGCACAGAUAGAAGCUCUGUUGAAGACAUAAAAAGCAUAAAAGUAUACGCA
Messenger RNA from Sphaeroforma arctica JP610, 490 nucleotides. RefSeq lists its product as hypothetical. The record is from RefSeq and is a predicted model, not a curated record. Gene Ontology annotation, biological process: mRNA export from nucleus; nuclear-transcribed mRNA catabolic process, nonsense-mediated decay. NCBI's taxonomy places the organism in Eukaryota, Ichthyosporea, Ichthyophonida. Gene Ontology annotation, molecular function: mRNA binding; RNA cap binding. The transcript is spliced from 4 exons. The annotation marks the transcript as partial. Gene Ontology annotation, cellular component: nuclear cap binding complex; nucleus.